GCAAUUGUCGUAGUGGUGGUGGUUGUGUCAGUAGUGGCCGUAUCUGUAGUGACCGCAUCAGCAAUUGUCGUAGUGGUGGUGGUUGUGUCAGUAGUGGCCGUAUCUGUAGUGACCGCAUCAGCAAUUGUCGUAGUGGUGGUGGUUGUGUCAGUAGUGGCCGUAUCUGUAGUGACCGCAUCAGUAAUUGUCGUAGUGGUUGUGGUUGUGUCAGUAGUGGCCGUAUCUGUAGUGACCGCAUCAGCAAUUGUCGUAGUGGUUGUGGUUGUGUCAGUAGUGGCCGUAUCUGUAGUGACCGCAUCAGUAAUCGUCGUGGUGGUUGUGGUCGUGCCAGUAGUGGCCGUAUCAGUACUGAGUGCAUCAGUACCUGCCAUAUCAAUAGUUGCCGUAUCAGUGGUUGUCGUAGUGGUUGCGGUCGUAUCAGCUGGUAUCGGAGUGGUUGUGUUUGA
This is a messenger RNA of Rotaria sp. Silwood2, 446 nucleotides long. The record is from the annotation of a GenBank genome assembly. NCBI's taxonomy places the organism in Eukaryota, Metazoa, Rotifera, Eurotatoria, Philodinida, Philodinidae.